UCUGUAGUCGAACUAAAUCCGCUUUACUGAGACGAUCAUCCUCACAUGAUGAUGUCAUACAUCUCCGUGCAGAACACACGACAGUCAGCACGUCAUUGUUGUGUCUGAGCAUCACUUUGAAGGUUUCAUCCGUGAUCAUUUAUGAGACUUUAAAUAGCGUGAAGAGUUGAAGUCGCCCAGAAUGCCUCUCUGUAGGUGUUUGUCAUGUUUCUCAGGAGAAAACGGGAAAUGUGACAGCUAGAUGGCUUUGUAGUCGAGUUUCGUAUCCCGACCUGAUGCGCUGUUGUUGGAACCGGUCCGACCGCUGCUGGGAAACUAAACUAAACUGCCUCAAAUGCCACGAACACCAGAAAUGAGCUUUUCCACAUUUUAUUUGCGGUGGAUUUUCCUGCCCGUCCUGUGGGUUGCAGGUUUCCCUCUUGAAGAGAUUAAGACAGAGAGUAAGAGCUUUGCCUUCACUGCUGGUCUUGCGUCUAGACUUGAAUGCAUCACUGAUAGUCCGAAUGUGAGCUGGAGUCGCGUUCCCAGCCAGAGCUUGGAGAACAUCAGUGGAAUAACCAUUAAAGACCAUGUGCUCUGGUUCCUCCCGGCUCGGCCCGUCCACAGCGGACAAUACUCGUGCCUCAGAAGAGAAGGCAACGAUACCUGGGAAACAAUAUACACCGUCUCCGUUCGGAAUGAAACAUGCCCCCCUAUGAACAGACAACAAGAAGUAAUGAGCACAAAGGAACUUGAAUGUUUCCUCCCUCACAUCUUUGAGUUGGACCCUGGAGCUCAAGUCACCUGGAGAAACCACUGCCAUCCUCUCAAUGUGACGUACAGUAAGUUUUUCCCGGUGAACAGAUCUCCGGAGAGCGCUGGAGAGUACACUUGCUUUGUGAACUUUACUUUUGAAGGGCAAAACUACUUUGCUGCCCAGACUACAGAAAUCAACUUCCGGUCUCGAGAUUUUGUGGUGACGAAGCCUGAAAUCCUCCUCCCAAAAGAAGAAACUUUCACAGUAACACUUGGUAAAAGUUUCAAUCUGAGCUGCCAAGCUCUCGCUGGGAAGAACGACAUGGGAGAGACUUCGAUAUACUGGUAUAGUGACUCUGACUCUCUCGAUGUGAACUACAGCCAGAGCAUCACCUUUAAGGACGGCCGGAAGUACAUGCAGGCUGUCUUGUCCAUCUCAGAAGUCACAGCUGAAUAUCUGUACACUGAUCUCACCUGUAUGGUUCAACAUUCCGCAGGUUCAGAUUCUGUUACAGUCAUACUCAUCCCAGCUAGUCAGAAGGAGCGUAAUUUCUGGAUCUGUUUCGGUCUGGUGGCUCUUGUCUUUUUACUGGGUGCCGUGGCGUUUCUCGGUCGAGUCGAUCUGGUUCUGGCCUACAGGCGUGUGUGUCCGUCUGCUGCCGGACGCAGUGAUGGAAAGUCAUAUGAUGCGUAUGUGAGUUAUCUCCAUGGUGAUCAGCUCAGCUCAUCUUCUGCAAUGACCUUUGCCCUGCGUUUCCUUCCUGCGGUGCUUGAAGAUCUUUAUGGUUACAAACUGUUCAUCAGUGGACGUGAUGAGCUUCCUGGGGAAGCGGUGCAUGAAGUGGUGGCUGACAGAAUGAGCCGAAGUCGAAGGCUGAUCAUCGUUCUCACAUCACAGAGCUGCGCGGCGUCUCAGACCGACCCUACCAAGAGACCCCUCGUAUCAGAGUACGGUGUGCGACUGGAAGAAUCGUCCUCGGUCUACGAGCAGCGAGUGGGUCUCUAUGACGCUCUGGUGAAGCAGGGUCUGAAGGUCAUCCUGGUGCAGGUGGAGGACGGCGUCGAGGAGGCUCUGCUGCCCGAGUCUCUGCGGUACAUCUGCCGCACCAGAGGCAUCCUGAGAUGGAGGCAGAACGGCGGAGAUCACGCAAACAGAAGGUUCUGGAAAUACGUGCGUUACCACAUGCCUCCAGCUCAGAAGCGCUGAACGCAGCGUGAUGAACUAGUGCAGCCGCACUGUUUGUGUUUACAACAGCCAGAACUUUUACAGCCAGAACUGGCUCUUUUAUUUGUUAUUGUUUUUAGUUAUUAAUUAUAAUUAUUUUUAUUAAAAAACAGUGAAAUUUUAUUAGUUCUAUUUUGAACUACAGUUAGUUUCAGACAAGUUACUGUUAAUUAUUUUUACAGAAAAUAAAAAACAAUGCAAUAAAAAC
This is a messenger RNA of Megalobrama amblycephala (Wuchang bream), 2168 nucleotides long. It is a transcript of the gene il1rl2, whose product is annotated as interleukin-1 receptor type 1. Lineage: Eukaryota; Metazoa; Chordata; Actinopteri; Cypriniformes; Xenocyprididae. Gene Ontology annotation, biological process: signal transduction. The record is from RefSeq and is a predicted model, not a curated record. The coding region runs from base 335 to 1942 and encodes 535 amino acids. The transcript has 11 exons.